AUGCACCGUACCUACUCGAUGCGCCAGUCGCGCGCCCCGACCGCGUCGCAGGUCGAGAACCCCCCGCCCCCAUUGUCGACUACAAAGUCCAACCGCUGGCUCGGAAAGGGUGGCAUUGAUCGAGGGUCGAGGGUCGACAGUUGGGGAGUGAUCGAAGAUCAGCCCAGCUCCAAGUGGAACACCACUGAUGCCGUGACAGGCCAUGCCUUCCGCAAAAACGCCGCCGGUGCCUUCGGACCCGACCUCGCCCGCAAGCUGUCGCAGCUGGUCAAGAUGGAGAAGAACGUGAUGCGCAGCAUGGAGCUGGUCGCACGGGAGCGCAUGGAGGUCGCUCAACAACUGUCCAUCUGGGGCGAGGCCUGCGACGAGGACGUCUCGGAUGUCACCGACAAGCUCGGCGUCCUGAUCUACGAGAUCGGCGAACUGGAAGAUCUCUUCGUCGACCGAUAUGACCAGUACCGCGUCACAGUCAAGAGCAUCCGCAACAUCGAGGCCUCCGUACAGCCCAGCCGAGACCGUAAGUCCCCCGACCCCGACGCACAUGGAAAGUCAUACAAGGAAAAGGGAAAGCGGGAGCCCGAUCGAAUCAAAACUGACCCCCUAAAAGGCAAGCAGAAGAUCACCGACGAGAUCGCCAAGCUCAAGUACAAGGACCCCAACUCGCCGCGCAUUGUGGUCCUGGAGCAGGAGCUCGUCCGUGCCGAGGCCGAAUCACUCGUCGCUGAGGCCCAGCUGUCCAACAUCACCCGCGAGAAGGUCAAGGCCGCCUUCCAGUACCAAUUCGAUGCUUUGCGCGAGCACUGCGAGAAGGUCGCCAUCAUCGCCGGCUACGGCAAGCACCUGCUGGACCUGAUCGACGACAGCCCCGUGACGCCCGGUGAGACCCGCCACGCCUACGACGGCUACGACGCCAGCAAGGCCAUCAUCCAGGACUGCGAGGAUGCCCUGAGCAACUGGGUCACCUCCAAGGCCGUCGUCAAGUCCGGUCUGUCGCAGCGAUCGCGCACUCUCUCCCAGCGCCACCGUCAGGCCAUCAAGAACCGCGAGGGCGUCGACCUCUCCACCCAGGACGCCCCCAUGGCCGGUGACCGCGACUCGUGGCUGCCCGCUGACCAGCACCCCAGCUAUGAGGAUGGUGAGGAUGGCGUCAGCACCGUCGACGGCGAGGCACGAGGACGCGAGGAGGAGCGAGAGCCCAUCGCUGCGUAA
Penicillium argentinense is the source of this 1209-nucleotide messenger RNA. Its product is annotated as Eisosome component PIL1/LSP1 family protein. The record is from RefSeq and is a predicted model, not a curated record. The coding region runs from base 1 to 1209 and encodes 402 amino acids. Gene Ontology annotation, molecular function: lipid binding. NCBI's taxonomy places the organism in Eukaryota, Fungi, Ascomycota, Eurotiomycetes, Eurotiales, Aspergillaceae. Gene Ontology annotation, cellular component: plasma membrane; eisosome filament. Gene Ontology annotation, biological process: endocytosis; eisosome assembly; negative regulation of protein kinase activity. The transcript is spliced from 3 exons.